Molecule: messenger RNA, 2539 nt
Organism: Zea mays
Lineage: Eukaryota; Viridiplantae; Streptophyta; Magnoliopsida; Poales; Poaceae
Exons: 3
Coding region: 137-898 (253 amino acids)
Source: RefSeq, a predicted model, not a curated record
AGUUCUCUGUCCUCGUCUUUUUUCAGUUUCUCUUUCUUCGUCCCGUCAGGAAUGCCCUCCUUCCUCUGAGAUCUCGGAGUCGCCCUCCUCUUGCCCAAGCCCAGACCGAUCGAGGACCAGCCCUGCAUCCAGAUCUAUGUUUUUUGUGCCCCUCCACGUGAUCCCUGCUGGCGGAGGUAGCACCGUGUGGGAGAAUGACGCCCCCCCACUUCGGCAAUAUGGUCGCACGGUCGCACCCGUGGUGGCCUGGCCACAUCUACAAAGUCAGGCUCACCGUCUCAUCGAUGACGAUGAGGUACACCGCGGCUACCGCGACGGGUUCAUCCUGGUCGUCUUCUUCGGCGACAAGAGCACGGGUGGUUCGAGCCCGGCGAGCUCGUCCCCUUCGAGGACCGCUUCACCGAGAAGGCAGCCCACGCCGAGGCCGUCGACAAGCGACGUCAUUUUCUUCCUUGUCAAUCUCCCGGCAUUCGACACCAACGUUGACUACCACCGCCACCAGACCCAGGCCGCGCGGCAACGAUUUGUGCGCAGAAGGAGCUCGACUAAGUGCUUAACGCUGCCAUGGCUGAUGGCUCAACGGGACGCGGCGGAAAAGGCUGCACACACCGUGCCAGGGAUGGAGAUGACCACGUUGUUCUCAGCGUACCGUCGCGCAGUGUUUUCGCCCAUAGACCACCUACGCCCAAGCGUUGGGACUUCGGGGUGGAUCCCGAGCUUCCGCUUGCUACGGACUAGAGAGCCACGGCGGCAGAGCGAGCUCAACAAGGAACUGAUUGAAGAAAGAACAACCACCAUUUGCAUCAUCAAGUAUCAUUUAAGGCGUCAUUAUUGGGCACUCUUAUUUGACCAUGUCAUAAGAUCACCUUACAACAUUAAAAAUAUUGAGAAAAAGUAAACCUUCCUAAACGUUGAUUGCAAACUAAUGUUUAUGUUGGCUUUUCACAAGAAUUAGUUUAAACUUGUGGAUUGUCAUGCUUUCUUCUCUAAAAGAAUAUUUUAGAAAAUACAGUUUGUAUUCAGUGCUGAUGGGAUUGAUUUUAUCAUGGAAUAUAUUUCAGAACCACUUUGGGGCCAACAGUGUCGUAACAAGGUUCGCCCUCGACUCGAGAACCAAGUUGUUAAUGAGGCCACCUUCCGGUGUCUAGAUUGCUUUGUUGUCCUAUUCCUGUUACUAUUAUCUACACUUACAGAUAAGCCUUGUCGAUGCAUUUUGAUCAGCUCCUUUUGUUCCUAUGCAGAGGGCCCCUAUCGUGCCCACCUUUGGGCGUUUCCCGGCGCUCGUGGGCUAACACAAGCGAGCCCCUUCACUCGCUCUCAAAACCCGGGCUGUGAGAGGAGGGGAAAUCUCACUUAUAAGCUCACCACGGCCCCCUCCGGCUAGCGAGGUGGUACUAAAGCCGGGCGCUAACGGCUAGGCUCCUGACAUCCCAUCCCCCUUUUCGGGCGGUAUGGCGACUGUCUGCCUCUGAUACCAAUUGUCAGCGACCUUCCCGGCCUAGCCCACUCAACGCUACACCUUUGGGCGUUUCCCGGCGCUCGUGGGCUAACACAAGCGAGCCCCUUCACUCGCUCUCAAAACCCGGGCUGUGAGAGGAGGGAAAAUCUCACUUAUAAGCUCACCACGGCCCCCUCCGGCUAGCGAGGUGGUACUAAAGCCGGGCGCUCCUCCAUAUUAUGCUGCUAAUAUAACAUCUAGAUAUUUUUUUACUGUAAGAACCCUCAGUGUAGGCUCCAAGCGGUAAGCACCACUGCAGUCUGCAGUUAAAAUGCGUGUUUCCCUCUACAUUGAUUAUGCAUCUAUUUAAAUUUGGCAGUGUUCUGCUCAACAAAUCUGCUUAACAUAUCAGCAACAAUACCGUCUGGAAGACAAUUUCUGCUAAUGCCAACUUUUUGAUCCUCCACUUGUGUGCAGCUUUCUCACCUUAGAUGCAUUUAAAAUUUCUCUAUGCACUGAUAGACUACUUAUGAUAAUCUAAUGUUGAUUCCAACAAACAUAAGUGUCACUUCCUUUGGCUUAGAACCUAAUUUUAUAGAUGUGUUUAAGAAGUAUGCAUUCGCGGCUUCUCACCACUCCCUAAUGUUGGUGCGUGUUGUUUUGACCACAAAUUCGUUCUGAAAAUUUUAGGUUUCAAAUGCCAAUACAUUUUAAGGAGAUGUACAUGUUAGAAAUAUUUUUCUAAAAACUUGGUUAGAAUUAGAGAAGUCUGACUUAGAACCAAGAUUAUAACCAAGAUUAAAUGACCUAUAAUUUGGAGCAACGGGUCCAGUUUAAAGGCAUUCAUAAACCACUGUACCAUCGUAAUGCAGAAUACUGGAGAUGGCUACCUGAACUUAUGCUGAGAAUCAAGAAUGUUUGAGUGCGGUGGAGCAUGAUUCUCUAUUUUAUGUUGUGACAGUUGUCAAUUAUGGUGAAGCAAAGUUUUCCUUAGUAACUCGACUUUUGGUCGAUAUAUUGUAUUGCUACCAUAAACUUGUUAAAAAAUUUUACAUGUUGUUAAGAAAUGGAUUGUGUUCAUCAACCUUUUUGGUACUCUUA